Camellia sinensis is the source of this 928-nucleotide messenger RNA. RefSeq lists its product as uncharacterized. Lineage: Eukaryota; Viridiplantae; Streptophyta; Magnoliopsida; Ericales; Theaceae. The record is from RefSeq and is a predicted model, not a curated record.
CUCUCUCUCUCUCUCUCUAAACAACAUCCCGCUUUGGACCCUUGAAAUUCCCCCCUUGUUUCUCUCUCCAAAAUCAAAUACUACACUACUCUCACUCACUUCUUUCUCUCUCUAGAAAUGGCGGACUUUCCUCCAAAUUUGGACGAUGGAGAGCUAUGGCUUCCUUCUGAUAUCUUCCCUCUCGAGGAAAUCCCUUCCAAAUUUACCAGACCAUACUACCCCUCCGACCUCGCUCGUCGCUUCGCUGCCUUGGCCUUCCUUGAUCGUCACCGAAACCAAACCCAGCGGUUCGGACCGGUUCGGUACGAUUCGAUGGGUUCUUUGCCGACCGGGUAUCUUACCAUCGAUGGAGGUUUUGGGGUUGGUAAUGGACUUGGUUUUCAUGGGUUGAACCUGUGGGUGGGUUCUAGACCCGUUUAUUACCCACAUCAGAUUAUAAACCUUGUACAACCUCAGGUUGAGAGCUUUAUGGAAACAAGGGCUAGGGUUUUGCAGAGAGAACAGAAGCGGCUUUUGCAGAACCGGGUGUUGGAAAACCGGCAGAGAACCGUGCUUGGCAUGCGCGGCGGCGGCGGUUUUGUGAGAGAGUACGGCGGAACUGGUGUGUUUCUUCCACGCGCUGCCGUCUCCGCCACUGCCACCAAUAGGAAUAUAAGGAAAAUCGAAAAAAUCGAUUAAACCGAUCGAAUCGGUCAUAUUUGGUCGAUUUUUUAAUCUGAAUCGGUCUGAUUGAUUUUGAAAAUUAAUUUUUUUCAAUUUUCGAUUCGGUGCCGGUUUUGAUACACUAUACACCGAUUUGCACCGAAACCGACCGAAUAUAUUUACAUAUAAUAUAUAUUAAAUAUAUAAUGAAUAUUUUUACUCUAUUUGAUAGACUUGUGGUUUAGACUUAUGGGAUGAUUGUUUUAAGUUUUGGGUUUGUUUUGAU